Molecule: messenger RNA, 528 nt
Organism: Paraglomus occultum
Lineage: Eukaryota; Fungi; Glomeromycota; Glomeromycetes; Paraglomerales; Paraglomeraceae
Source: the annotation of a GenBank genome assembly
AUGAAAGAACGAUCGCAAGAAAGCUCUGCAAGCGAGGAAUCCCUGGCUGAGCCGGGACUAGACGUAGCCGAGCCGGGUGUAGUCUAUGUAGGUAGAAUACCACAUGGAUUCUAUGAGAAAGAAAUGCGCGAGUAUUUCAGCCAGUUUGGGAAGAUUAACAAACUGAAAUUAUCUCGUAACAAAAAGACAGGGAAGUCGCGGCAUUUUGCGUUUAUAGAAUUUGAAUCUGCGGAGGUAGCUCAGAUUGUUGCCGAGACUAUGAAUAAUUAUCUUUUGCAUAAUCAUUUACUUCAAUGCAAUGUGGUGCCAAAGGACAAAGUUCAUCCAAUGAUAUGGUGUGGGCUUGGCAAAAAGAUAAAACCCGGUUUGGCUAUUAAAGUAGCCGCAAACAAGUUUAAUAGAAGACGAAGCGCUAAAGAAAUAUCCGACAUGGCAAAUCGCCUUAUACGAAAAGAUAACAAGAGAAGGGAAAAGAUGAAAGAGCUGGGAAUCAAUUACGAGUUCUCUGGUUAUUCGCAAAGUUCUUAG